Messenger RNA from Nakaseomyces glabratus, 1020 nucleotides. Its product is annotated as PUP1 family protein. NCBI's taxonomy places the organism in Eukaryota, Fungi, Ascomycota, Saccharomycetes, Saccharomycetales, Saccharomycetaceae. The record is from RefSeq and is a predicted model, not a curated record.
AUGGCAGACAAUAAAGGUGAUGUCAAGGCACCACCUUCCUGGCUAAACUCUCCAGCAUUUCAGGAAUCCUAUCAGAAAGCCAUAGAGUUUUACGAGAAAGACGAAGUCUUAGAUGCUCGAGAUCGGUUAGAGUUAUCAAAGAAAUAUACCUCAAUUGCUAGAGCGCAAUUUAUAGGUGGAUGGGCUGGUUUCAGUGCAGUAUUUAUCACCCCAUUUGCAUACCGUUAUUACAAGACAGGUGCUAUCAGAGGAGUUAAAGUUCCUAGAAAUUUUGUAUUUGGCCUAGUUGCCAUGGUUGUAAGUACCCAGCUUUCUGGAAGCAUGAUGUACAAAAAAAAAUUACAGGAAUUGGAUCCUACAGGCGAGCUUGCCGCCAAAUACGAGUCAAAAAUUAACAAAAAUAAACAAAGAAAUCAAUAUGGAGAUUUUGAAGCGGAUGUACCUACUUUAAUAGAUGAGAACCAGAACCAAAAUCCACCUUCGAGGUACCAGAAGGAAUUCGAUAUGAUGAACUUAUUGAAAAAUGGGUCUGCUCCCAAAUGGGCUAUGUAUUUCUACACAACUUACCAAAACCCUAGAAGACGCUUCCCUAAUCCUGUAGAGAUGAUGGAUGAGCUAAAGAAAGCACAAAGACAACCAUUGGCACCAUUUUUACAUCAGCGCGAUCCAUUUGGAUUAUUUAAGGACCAGAAUGAGAAAAACGAUGAAAAAAACGAUGCCUAUCCUAACCCGACAAAAAAUGCGAAACCUGCUGAUAAUAACCAACUACCACUAGAACCACCAAAACCAGAACUAUCAUGGAAUAAAGUUCGCCAACAAAAUUCCGGUAAAGCUACCACUGCAUGGGACAGAAUAAGAAAUGGGGAACACUUAAAUGACAAUAAUGAUGGAUUUGAUGAUGAUCUGGAUCCGUUUGAGGAGUCAAAAAGCAAUGUAGGGCCGACAAUCAAUAAACCGACCAAAGAGGAAUUCAAGAAUCUUGUUGAGCAAGAAAGAAAUGGGGGUUCGGGCCUAUUUUAA